Paramuricea clavata is the source of this 453-nucleotide messenger RNA. The record is from the annotation of a GenBank genome assembly. Lineage: Eukaryota; Metazoa; Cnidaria; Anthozoa; Malacalcyonacea; Plexauridae.
AUGAAGCAAGCGAAAGUCAUCCCGAAUUCAAUAAGCAAUCACGAUGUGGUUAUGUCAACCCUGACCCUGAAGAAGUGUCGUCCAAAGCCCGUCUAUGUCUCUGUCCGAAGUUUCAAGAAUUACAACCCAGAGGCCUUUUGUGAGGACAUAUAUAAUGCUCCAUGGUCCGUCAUUAACAACUUUGACGAUGUCAAUGACAGUUUGAAUGCUUUUGAUGUGUUAUUUAAUGGGAUUCUUGAUCAACAUGCACCAGUCAGAAAAGUUAAAGUGAGAGUUCGUCCACAUCCCUUUGUUACAGAAGAGAUUCAAAAGCUGACGAGAAUAAGAGAUUGUUGGAGAAAAAUAGCUCGGAAAAUUGGUGAUCCUGUGCGUGGUCUACUUACAGGGACUACAAACGGGAUGUUAAACGGAAAUUACGUCAAGCACAAAGAUUGUAUGUGGAGCAGGAAAUAA